AUGAAUCAUUUCUCACAACAAGGACGUGCUCCUCCCAUGAGUGUACGAGAGGGAAUUGUACAAUUAUGGCUGAAACAAAAACGACCAAGUGAAAUUGCGUUAGAGUUCAAAUUGCCAUUACGCACAGUCCAUAACAUUAUUGAAAAAUUUAUCGAGCAUGAAGGUAAUCUAAAACCAACACAACCAGAACAAUUUCGAAGUGCUCGAACGGAUGAUGUGAUUACAUACAUCGAGUAUACCAAAACGAUGAAGCCGAGUACUUAUGCCGUUGAAAUUCAAAAGGGACUUGAGGAGAAUAGAGUUUGCUUACCGCAAAAUGUGCCAAGUGCAAGUUCAAUAAGCAGGGUAUUAAAAGACAACCUUGGGUAUACAAGAAAGAAACUUACUAUAGUCGCGCAAGAAUCUCUCAGACCCGCUACCACAGAACGCUUGACGCAGUUUUUGGCGGAAUGCAGUACUAUUGAUCCUAACACGAUCCAUUUUUUCGACGAGUGCUCAGUUGUUCGAACUACCGGCAAUAGAGUUUACGGUCAUGCCCCUCUCGGAAAGAAAGCAAUUGAGAUUCAAAAAUAUGCAUCGAACGCGACUUUUACUGUUAAUUUACUUGUAAAUAUCGAUGGAAUUUCUCAUGUUGAUAUAUUACAAGGAGCGUCGAACGGACUCGAACUGUUAAACUUUUUUACUGAAGCAGUACAGCAACGUGACCUAUUUGACAAUCCAGUAAUAAAGCACGGUGAUACAAUUAUUAUGGAUAAUUGUGGGUUUCAUCAUGGCGUUCACACUGAGCCCAUACUAAGAGAUAUUAUUGCGGAGUGUGGAGCAAGAUUAAUAUUUCAACCUCCGUACCAUCCACAACUCAAUGUUUGUGAAUUGCGGUUCCACAGCUUGAAAUGUUGGCUACGAAAGUACUCUCGUUUUACCGAACAGUACACGGAGAUUGCCACACUGUCUGGACUGAGCAAUAUUCCAGCGGGGGCAUCGAGAGCGUUCUUUAAGUACUGUGGAUAUAUUUUGUAA
Molecule: messenger RNA, 1017 nt
Organism: Paramuricea clavata
Lineage: Eukaryota; Metazoa; Cnidaria; Anthozoa; Malacalcyonacea; Plexauridae
Source: the annotation of a GenBank genome assembly